AGCACAGAGUGGCGCAUCUGAGACUGUGCCGCUUUCUUCUCCUGCCUGGAUUAAGUGUUUCAUCUCCGUCCGAUCAGACACGCUAUCAAUGAAGCUUGGUUCUUAUUCGUGAUUUCUUCGCCAUGAGCUGCCUGGAUGUGAUGUACCAAGUGUUUGGUCCUCAGCCUUAUUUCAGCUCCUACAGCCCCUAUCACCACCAGAAGCUGGCCUUGUAUUCUAAAAUGCAAGACCACCAGGACAGCGGCAGCCGGCUCGGCCCCCCAGUGAUCAAAGAGGAGGACAAGGAGCUGCCGCCAGGUGCCGAGUACCUGAGCUCCCGCUGUGUCCUCUUCACCUACUUCCAGGGUGAUAUCAGCGCCGUGGUGGAUGAGCACUUCAGCCGAGCCCUCAGCCAGACGACUGCAUACCCGGCGACGAGCAGCCACAAGGCUGUAAGAGAUGGAUCCUUUCCGAUGAGCCAGAGAAGUUUCCCUCCGUCAUUCUGGAACAGCUCCUACCAGCCGUCAGUCUCCUCCACCCUGGGCAGCGCUCUGUCGGCUCCCCACACAGAGCUCGCCUUCCCAAGUGACCCUUACUCCUCUACCUCCCUGCACAGCCACCUCCACCAGCCCAGCCCUGACGCCUGGCACCCGUCCCACCACCACCACCAUCACCAUCACCACCCUUACUCGCUAGGAGGUGCUAUAAGCACCCAGAGCUCAGCUUACCCACGUCCAGGUGUUCACGAGAUGUACGGCACAACGUUUGACCCACGCUACAGCUCACUGCUGGUGCCGUCAGUGAGGUCGCACCACCGCCUGACAUCCAGCAGCUCGGUACCGGGCCCCAGUGGCUCGCCCUGUGACCUGGGGGGUAAAGGGGAAUCGGGGACGGGGUCGGCUUGGAGUGGUGCCUUUACUGGAGCCGGAACAGAGAUCGGCCUGAACAUGGACACAGCUCUGUGUUACGGCGGACUGUGCAGCAGCAGCGCAGCCCUGCUGAGCUGAACACCAACAGCGUGGGUACACAGCGAACAUGGAAACAGAAGUGGACUUGCAGGAGAGAGGGGAGAGAGAAAGAAUCUGAUCUUGAUGGAUAUCGACAAAGACAAGACUCUUUGUGCUUCUGCAACAGGCAGGGACAACAUUCCUAAAGUGGAAAAAGUCUUUGGACAGACGGACAGAGACACAUGUGCUUUCGGACUCCAAAGACUAGCGCCUGAAGGACUUGGCAGGACUUGCCUCUCGGGGGCAACUGGGCUCAGACACUGGGAGUGUGUUAUGGCUGGAGGAAAGGCCACGUUGGUGUCGAGGAGGCCGCACAGCAAGAAUUUGGCAGACAGCGAACAGAGGAGGAGUCGCCUUUUUGGGUUUACAUGGAGUAAUGUUCCAUCCAGCGCACCAUAGUACACAAUAAAUGUAACAGGAAUGAAUGAAUUUCAACUGAUAUCAAAAGAUAAUUAAGCCAUGAUUGCAGCUGCACACUGUAUAUUUUUCCUCGCUUGUAGUGCUAACUAUCCAUCUCAACUGUUUUGAUGUGAGGUGUCCAGUUUUUAAUAUAUCCGCUGCCUUCUCCUGAAAACAGUGG
Archocentrus centrarchus (flier cichlid) is the source of this 1566-nucleotide messenger RNA. It is a transcript of the gene vgll2a, whose product is annotated as vestigial-like family member 2a. The transcript is spliced from 4 exons. Lineage: Eukaryota; Metazoa; Chordata; Actinopteri; Cichliformes; Cichlidae. Gene Ontology annotation, biological process: regulation of DNA-templated transcription. The coding region runs from base 123 to 986 and encodes 287 amino acids. The record is from RefSeq and is a predicted model, not a curated record. Gene Ontology annotation, cellular component: nucleus.